UAUUUAGAAAUUUCUGACUGAUAAUUUUAAAAUAAAAAUGAAAAGUGGAAUCUAAUAUAGAAAUGUAAUAAUUAAAUUUAAAAAAAAAAUGAAUGAGGAUAAACGGUAUAGAAAACGGAUGGAUGGAAAAUUAGUUUGGAAUUGAAUUUUUAAAAAUUAUAUAUUGUAUACAAACUAUUUUUUACUUGCUGUAUACAGAACUUGUUUUACUUCUAGUACGGUAAAAACAUUUUUUUAAGUACCAUUCAGUUGUGUUUAACUUAAGUACAGUCAAUGUGCUUUUUCGGACUAAAACCUAGGCCUCUCAUUUUUUUUACUGUAUUUUAGUGUUGGCCAUUUUGGUGUUACUUGGAGAGAGAAAUAUUUUUUGAGGUGGUGUAAAAAGUUUGUGAACCACUGACCUAAACAAUAAAUAGUUGGCUUUUAAUUUUUGCAAUUUUAUGUUUUCACAACAAUAUAUUUGUCUUUCUGAGAGCAACAUUACACAAAAGAGUAUAAUGAAGUAAGACAGACAGAAAUGUUUUUUGAGUUUGAAUAAUUUCCACCACUUGGAAUAGUAUGUGUGAAGAAAUGCAGAAUUUUAUGACAAUAAGGUUGAAAUAUUGCAAGAUUAAAGUUGCAACAUGAUGUGACAAAACUGGUAAAUGGAAUAAUUUUGUAAGGAUCAAGUCCUAUGUUGUGUGGAAAAUAAAUGUAACUUUAAAAGAAUAAAGUUUAAAGAUUCCAAGAUAUUAUGUUAGGAAUAAAAAAAAUUGCAAAAUGAUGUGACAAAAUUGGUAAAUUAAAAGAAUAAUGGAGUCAUUUUGUAAGGAUCAAGUACGAUGUUAUGUGGAAUAAAAUAAAUUGAACUGCAAGAAAAAGUUAUUUAUAGGUAGAAAAGGUUAAAACCCAACUGAUCUCACUCUCAUGGUGUCAAGAAAUGUGACCUAGCAAAACCUUUAAGUAUGUGAAAAUGUUUUGAGAUUGUGUGUGUGUGUGUGUGUGUUUGUGUUUGUGCAUUAAGAGCGGUGCGCAAAGGGUUAAAGCAGCAUACUGUGACGGUGACCUUAGUCCCUGAGCUCUCAUAAAAUGCUGGCUCGGAUGCCUCGCCUCCUCCUGACCAGUGCAGCGCCAUUCACUCUCAAGGCCUGCAGUGUACAAGAUGGAGCAAGGCUGUCACAUCAACGUAGCGAUGCUUGACGACAUUUGCUUCAACGGCGUCGUGGGUUCGAAGGUCGCCACGGUCACGGAGCAGCCAGACAAGCAGCCGUGCGGGUCCACCGUCAGCUUCCACGACGUCUGUUACAAAGUUCACGUGAAGGACGGCUUCUUCUGCAAAAACACGUCAAGUCCUCGCCAGAUUCUACUGGACCUCAAUGGUAUCAUGAGGCCCGGUUUGAAUGCAAUCCUUGGACCUACCGGAAGCGGAAAGUCAUCUUUUUUGGAUGUUCUCGCUGCGAGGAAGGAUCCCUCCGGCCUCUCGGGGGAAGUUCUAAUCGACGGAGCGCCGCAACCACCGAAUUUCAAGUGUCUUUCAGGCUAUGUGGUCCAGGAGGACGUGGUCAUGGGUACACUAACAGUGAGGGAGAAUCUCCGUUUCUCGGCAGCGUUGCGUCUGCCCACGUGCGUGUCGGAGCGCGAAAAAGAGGCCCGCGUCAAUCACCUCGUCGCAGAGCUGGGUCUCGCCAAGGUGGCUGACUGCAAGGUGGGCACGCAGAUGACUCGCGGCAUCUCGGGAGGCGAGAGUAAGCGGACCAACAUCGGAAUGGAGCUGAUCAUCGACCCUCCCGUGCUCUUUUUGGAUGAACCUACCACAGGCCUGGACGCCAGCACAGCUAACUCUGUCCUGCUGUUGUUACGAAGGAUGGCCAACCGAGGGAGAAACAUUAUCAUGUCCAUCCACCAGCCUCGCUACUCCAUCUACAGACUCUUUGACUCGCUCACCUUGCUGGUUGGAGGCAAGAUGGCGUACCAUGGACCGGCGCCAAAUGCGUUGGACUACUUCGCAAACAUCGGAUAUUCCUGUGAGCCCCACAAUAACCCAGCCGACUUUUUCCUGGAUGUAAUCAACGGAGACUUCGCUGUCAUCAGCAGGUCCAAAGUCAACCUUCCUGAAGAUUUGGACUUGGAGCAGGCGACGAGCUCCAGGAAGAGCGUGGAGGAGCGCCUGGUGGAGGAGUACAAGAACAGCAGCUACUACAGCGACACGCUCGCCCAGCUGGAGCGCAUCGCUCAGGAUAAGCGGCACUCCCCGCCGUCCACCACGCGCACCGUCACCUACAACAGCUCCUUUGUCCACCAGCUCCGUUGGGUGCUGCGCAGAACCUUCCAGAACCUCAUGCUGAACCCACAGACAUCUGUGGCACAGGUGGUGGUGCACGUUAUCCUGGCUUUCAUUGUGGGGGCCAUUUUCUUCAGAGUCAAAGAUGAUCAGAGCGGCAUCCAGAACAGGAUGGGGGCGCUCUUCUUCAUCACCACCAACCAGUGUUUCAGCACAGUGUCGGCAGCCGAGCUCUUCAUCGCCGAGCGGAAGCUCUUCGUACACGAGUACAUCAGCGGCUACUACAGGGUGUCCGUCUACUUCCUGUCCAAGGUGCUGUCCGACGUGGCCCUGCGCACCGUCACCUCCGUCAUCUUCAGCUGCGGCGUAUACUUUAUGAUCGGGCUGAAACGCAGCUUGUCCGCCUUCUCGGUGUUCACGCUGACGGUGACGCUGGUGGCGUACACGGCCACCGCCAUGACCAUGGCCAUCUCGGCAGACCAGACGGCGGUGGCGCUCGCCAACAUCUUCAUGACCGUCACCUUCGUCUUCAUGAUGAUCUUCUCAGGUCUUCUGGUGAACCUUCCGAGCAUCAUGGACUGGCUGGCCUGGCUCAAGUACUUCAGUAUUCCUCGUUACGGACUCGCCGCCCUGAAGGUCAACGAGUUUGUGGGGUUAAAAUUCUGCCAGAGCGCCAACAUGUCCGCCGCCGUGACCAGCUGCAACUGCAGCGUGGCGACCACCGUUGGACUGACAUGUACCGGGGAGCAGUUCCUGGACUAUCUAGGGAUCCAGUACGGCAUGUGGGGACUGUGGGAGAACCACGUGGCGUUAGCCGUCAUGCUCGUGGGCUUCCUGCUCAUUUCCUACCUGAAACUUCGCUACAUUAAGAAGUUCACUUAAACAUUUUUUAUUUGUUUUAUGUCAAUCAUUUAGAAGGAAAUUGUACAAAAAGUUCAAUUUGAAAAUGUUUAUUUAUAAAUAUUCACAUUGGAUCCCUUAUUUUAAAAGUAGAUGCGAUUUCUUUUUCGUAUUUGUCACUCAAGAUUUUUUCUUUUUUGUAUUUACCUCAGCAGUGAACAUUUGUAAUUGUGGAUGAAACAUUUAAUCAGUAUUGUUUUUGUAUUGUUUCAAACAAGUUGUACAAAUAUAUUCAUGUAUAAAUGUCAU
Messenger RNA from Phycodurus eques (leafy seadragon), 3409 nucleotides. RefSeq names its product ATP binding cassette subfamily G member 2 (JR blood group) (gene abcg2d). The record is from RefSeq and is a predicted model, not a curated record. The coding region runs from base 1142 to 3142 and encodes 666 amino acids. Gene Ontology annotation, molecular function: ATP binding; ATP hydrolysis activity; ABC-type transporter activity. The transcript is spliced from 16 exons. Lineage: Eukaryota; Metazoa; Chordata; Actinopteri; Syngnathiformes; Syngnathidae. Gene Ontology annotation, cellular component: plasma membrane.